GCGGCAGCGGCCCGGGCGCGCGGGUGGGCAGCGGCGGGGCGUGAGGCUCCGGGCGAGGCGCGGGGGCCCCCGGGGCCGCGGGAAUGGGACAGGGGCCCCGGCCCGCACCCGCACCCGCGCAGCGCCCCGCUGGAUGCCGCCCUCCGGCCCCUCGGGACGCAAGAAGGGAUGGCAGCCGUCGCGGCCCUGAGGCUGGCCUGGCCCCCGUGGCCGCUGCUUCUGCUCCUCCUGGGGGCGCCCGGCAGUGGCGGCUGCCCGGCGCUCUGUGACUGCAGCUCCCAGCCCCGGGCGGUGCUCUGUGCCCAUCGGCGCCUGGAGGCCGUCCCAGGGGGCCUCCCUCUGGACACUCAGCUCCUGGACCUCAGCGGGAACCGCCUGUGGGGCCUGCAGCGGGGCAUGCUGUCUCGCCUGGGCCUGCUCCAAGAACUGGACCUCAGCUACAACCAGCUGUCCACUCUCGAGCCCGGGGCCUUCCACGGCCUGCAGAGCCUACUCAGCCUCAAGCUGCAGGGCAACCGGCUGCGCAUCAUGGCCCCCGGGGUCUUCGCUGGACUGUCCGCCCUCACGCUGCUGGAUCUACGCCUCAACCAGAUCGUCCUCUUCCUGGACGGGGCGUUCCGGGAGCUGGGCAGCCUCCAGCAGCUGGAGGUGGGCGACAACCACCUGGUGUUUGUGGCCCCGGGAGCCUUUGCAGGCCUGACCAGACUCAGCAGCCUGACCCUAGAGCGGUGUAACCUCAGCUCGGUCCCUGGCCUGGCCCUGGCGCGGCUGCCUGAGCUGGUGGCCCUCCGGCUGCGGGAGCUGGACAUCUGGAGGCUGCCAGCGGGCGCCCUCCGGGGACUGGGCCAGCUAGAGGAACUGGAGAUCCACCACUGGCCGUCUCUGGAGGUUCUGGAGCCGGGCAGCCUGAUGGGCUUGAACCUCAGCAUCCUGGCCAUCACCCGCUGCAAUCUGACCACUGUGCCCGUCCAGGCCCUGCACCACCUCAGCUUCCUCCGAGUGCUGGACCUGUCCCAGAACCCCAUCUCGGCCAUCCCCGCCCACAGCCUCAGUCCCCUGGUGCGCCUCCAGGAGCUGCGCCUGUCUGGCGCCAGCCUCACGUCCAUCGCCGCGCACGCUUUCCACGGCCUCACGGCCUUCCACCUGCUGGACGUGGCGGACAACGCCUUGCAGACCCUGGAGGAAACGGCCUUCCCGUCUCCGGACAAGCUCGUCACGCUCAGGCUGUCUGGAAACCCCCUGACCUGUGACUGUCGCCUUCUCUGGCUACUCCGGCUGCGCCGGCGCCUGGACUUCGGCAAGUCCCCCCCUGCCUGUGCGGGGCCGCAGCACGUCCAGGGCAAGAGCCUGAGGGACUUUUCCGACAUCCUGCCCCCAGGCCACUUCACCUGCCAACCGGCCCUGAUCCGAAAGUCAGGGCCGCGGUGGGUGGCGGCCGAGGAGGGUAGCCAGGCCAUCUUCUCCUGCUCGGGCGACGGAGACCCGGCUCCCACGGUGUCCUGGCGGCGACCACAGGGGGCCUGGCUGGGGCAGGCCGGGAGAGUGAGGGUCCUGGAGGACGGCACGCUGGAGAUCCGCUCUGUGCAGCUGCGGGACCAGGGGGCCUAUGUCUGCGUUGUAAGCAACAUCGCUGGCAAUGACUCUCUGAAGACCUGGCUGGAGGUCAUCCCUGUCGAGCCAGCCAACGGCACACUCCUGGACCCCAACAUCACUAUGCCGGGGAUCCCGGGACCCUUCUUCCUGGAUGGCAGGGGUGUAGCCAUGGUGCUGGCUGUUGGCUUCCUGCCCUUCCUCACCUCUGUCACCCUCUGCUUUGGCCUCAUCGCCCUCUGGAGCAAGGGCAAAGGCCGGGUCAAACAUCACGUGACCUUCGAUUUUGUGGCACCUCGGCCCUCCGGGGAUAAAAAUGCUGGGAGCAAUCGGGUCACUGCCAAGCUCUUCUGACCUUCCUUCCAUGCUCAGAACCCGGCCGGACCAGCUUCAGAUC
This is a messenger RNA of Sorex fumeus (smoky shrew), 1987 nucleotides long. It is a transcript of the gene LINGO4, whose product is annotated as leucine rich repeat and Ig domain containing 4. The transcript has 2 exons. Lineage: Eukaryota; Metazoa; Chordata; Mammalia; Eulipotyphla; Soricidae. The record is from RefSeq and is a predicted model, not a curated record. Gene Ontology annotation, molecular function: protein binding. Bases 169 to 1944 code for a protein of 591 amino acids.